GGAAGAAGAAAGAUACUGUGGGCCAACAGCCCAAGACCAAACUUGCCUCCUGCCACAGCCCGGAGGCCACAGUGAAUUGGAACCUCUAGGAAAUGCUUCUUGAUCCUGCCCUCUCUGAAUCUUUGGAUUCCUUAGAACUCAGGGCUCUGUCCAUCCCAGAACCCCUGACAACUGUUCCGGGAGAUAUAGGUCUCCUACCUGUUUCCCCAACCCAUCCCAAGCACUCGAGGCCCAGAGAAAGGACACUUGCCCUGGACCCCCCUCUAAGCAUUGGCUCUCAGGGCUGAAGCUAGGCCCAGGGUGCCUUCAGGAUGCAGCCUUGUCCCUUAGGGGCUUAGUCAAAGCCUGUGUCGGCUCCCAGUGUGCACCACACCGGGGAAGGUCUCUGGCUGGUAGAGAGUCACGCCCCCUCAGCUGCCGAAGAGUGGCAGACCCCUCCCUGGCCAUCCCCCGAGGCGGGCUUUUCUGGAUGGCGCGGGCGUGCAGGCUCUGGGCUAGGAGCUCAGCGGCUGGGCUGGUGGGGAAGCCCCGGGCUGCGCGACCAGAGUAGCACUCAAACCACUCAAACGGCCCAGGUGGUGCAGACCGCCAUGGAGCCACUGCCCCUGGGACGCAUGGCGGAGGCUCUCUUGCUGCUGCUGCUGCUGCUGCUGCUGUUGCCUCCGCCGCUGCCCGCUGGCCAGGGCCAGGGCAUCACUCCUGGCAGGUGUGACUGUGCCAGUGACCCACAGAAGAGGUUUUGUUGCAGGGGCUGCCCAAAAGGACACUACAUGAAGGCCUCCUGCACAGAGCCCUGUGGCGACUCCACCUGCCUUCCCUGCCCUCAGGGCACUUUCUUAACCUGGGGAAACCACUUUAGGACUGACUGUACCCGCUGCCAAACCUGUGAUGAAGAGGCUUUCCAAGUGACCCUGAAGAACUGUUCAGCAGUGUCGGACACCCAGUGUGGCUGCCAGUCAGGCCGGCUUCUUGUCUGCUCCACCGAGCCAUGUAGGGAAAGUUCACCUUUUUCUUGCCACCCAUGCUCAGAUUGUACGGCUCCACCAACCCCUGGGGUUUCAGCAGAAUCCAUCCUGACACCUACAGGACAGCCUGCUGUGGCUGGAAGUGGAGUAGUAUUUUGGGUCCAGGUGCUUCUGGGGGCCUCAUUCCUGCUCGGGGCCACCCUGAUCUGUGCGUAUUGCCGAUGCCAGCCUUGCAGGCCUGUGGUUCCUGCAGACGCAGCUGGGAUGGAGACCCUGACCUCACCACAGACUACCCAUCUUUCAGCCUCAGACAGCGCCCACAGCCUCCUGGCACCCCAAGACAGUACUGGGAAAGUCUGUACCACUGUCCAGUUGGUAGGCAACAGCUGGAUUCCUGGUUUAUCCCAGACUCAGGAGAUGGCCUACAGCCAGGCUCCCCAGCCCUGGAAUCAGCUGCCAAACAGAACUCUUGGCCUUCCUCUGGCACCUCCGCUCUCGCCAGCGCCCCCUGCAGGCUCGCCGGCUGCUAUGCUCCAGCCUGGGCCGCAGCUCUAUGAUGUGAUGGACGCGGUCCCAGCAAGACGGUGGAAGGAGUUCGUGCGCACGCUGGGGCUACGGGAGGCGGAAAUUGAGGCCGUGGAGGUGGAGAUCUGCCGCUUCCGAGACCAGCAGUACGAGAUGCUCAAGCGCUGGCGCCAGCAGCAGCCUGCAGGCCUGGCUGCCAUUUAUGCGGCCCUGGAGCGCAUGGGGUUGGAAGGCUGUGCCGAGGACCUGCGCAGCCGCCUAGAGCAUGGUGGCCCGUGAUGUGAGGCCCACCAGCCACUUUGUCACUCUCGGGACCCUUGCAGGAGCCUUAAGUAUCGUUACUUAUGCGUGUAGACAUUUUAUGUCACUUACUGACCCCCUAGCACCGUUCCGGUCCUGCGUAGCAGCGCCGGGUGCUUCGCCCCUGCUUACCUGCCCCACGGAGCUCCAGCUAAGGGAAGCGUCGUGGAGAAAUACCAGGAGGGGCCGAGUGAUUGGUUGCACAGCUGUUUAUCAGCCCGAGUUUGGACUUGGUAUUAAAUAUUUUAAGUAGC
Messenger RNA from Peromyscus leucopus (white-footed mouse), 2044 nucleotides. It is a transcript of the gene Tnfrsf25, whose product is annotated as TNF receptor superfamily member 25. NCBI's taxonomy places the organism in Eukaryota, Metazoa, Chordata, Mammalia, Rodentia, Cricetidae. The record is from RefSeq and is a predicted model, not a curated record. Gene Ontology annotation, biological process: signal transduction. The coding region runs from base 591 to 1769 and encodes 392 amino acids. Gene Ontology annotation, cellular component: plasma membrane. Gene Ontology annotation, molecular function: protein binding. The transcript is spliced from 9 exons.